GUUACGUAAUACCUAAAGAGGAUUGCAGUUCUCGUUGGGUUCACCUGUUCUCGCGGUGUUUGGCGAAUGGAAGUGUCAGAGUGUCAACAACGGGCAGACAGCAGUAGUAGUAGCAGCAGCAGCGGCACUGUCCGGAGCUGGGAGGUGGGAGUGAACACGCUGUCCUCACGGCGGAUAUUGUGUCUGAAAUGGGGGAUGACAGACCCUUUGUUUGUACUGUCCUCGGAUGUGGACAGAAGUUCACCAAUGAAGACCACCUGUCCGUCCACAAACACAAGCAUGAAAUGACAUUAAUAUUUGGUCCUGCCCGAACAGACUCUGUUAUUAUUGCAGACCAAACCCCAACGCCCACACGCUUCUUAAAGAACUGUGAGGAGGUUGGACUAUUCAAUGAACUGGCCAACUCUUUUGAACAGGAGUUUCAUAAAGCACACGAAGACGAUCAGAGGUCGAAGCACCAGUCUGCUUGUAAGACCGCGCCUUUACAGACACCCUCGGAUGUGAAGGACGAGGAUGACGACGCUCCUUUACAGGUUGAUUCCUCCCCACCCGGAAGUCCCGAUUCCUCCUCCUGUAUGUCGGAAAGCAGUGACGAUUCAAAGGUCAACGCAAAGGUGAUUCCCAGCAAGCCCAGCUCCACUCCCACUCCCACCAUCGUGCGUCCAGGUUCCCUCCCACUUCACCUGAGUAAUGAUUCCCUACAGCCAACUCUGCCAUCCCCAACAUCUGUCAUCACUCAAGCUCCACCCUCCAACAGACAGCUAAGCUCGCCGACUGGUUCUUAUCCAUUGGUGAGACACCUCCCUAAUGGACAGACUGUCCCUCUCCUGCCCAGUCCAGUUCAGAUGACCUCUGUUAUAUCUCAUGCGAGGCCCGUAAACUCGGUGCCCAACAUCCCGGGGAUACCAGGACCUCCUGUUGGUGGAGCAAGCAGUGGUUCCUCCUCUCCAUCAGGCUACAGCAUGUAUUCUGAGACCAAAAUGCGGUUGAAGGCAUGUCUGACUCAUCAGGGCCAAGGAACACAAGAUGGAGCUGCUGGUGGAGCAGGGUCCAUCCCUGCAGUUCCACAGCGACAUGAACAGAGCCAGCAGCCCAACCAGAACUCUGAUGCACCUUCACCUGCUCAGCCGCAGGUGUCGCCUGCUCAGCCAACAGGAGGUCGACGGCGACGGGCUUCAGAGAUGGAUCCCGAUGAGAGGAGACAGCGAUUCCUGGAGAGAAACCGAGCAGCUGCCUCGCGCUGCAGGCAGAAGAGGAAGUUGUGGGUUAAUUCCUUGGAGAAGAAGGCGGAAGAUCUGGCCAGCAUGAAUGUGUCUCUGUCGAAUGAAGUAAGCCUACUGAGGAAUGAGGUGGCUCAGCUGAAGCAGCUCCUCCUGGCUCACAAAGACUGUCCUGUCACAAUCAUGCAGAAGAAGGCGGCCUUCUUAGCUGCAGGAGGAGAGGAAACCUCCAGGGAGGCAUUGGCCGAGCCCAUGGGCUCCCCGGCAGCCGUCAUCCAACACGGGCCGUCACCUCCCACUACUGCGUCAAGCCCAGGGGCCACCAUCAACGGGCUGAGCGUCCGCGCUGCCGAGGCGGUGGCUAUGUCGGUCCUGGCUGGCAUGGGAUCCGGCCAGCCGGGAGGAGUCGUCAUGGCGCCGCAGUCGCAGGCCACUUCGAGAUGAUGUGCUGACGCAGGCAGCCAGUAUGAACUGGAGUGGCAGUUGGAGGCCAGAUUGUUAAAACGUGUAUGAAUUGAGGAAUUUGCCCUUCCUGUCACCCCUGACUAAGAUACUCUCACACCUUCAUAGCCGAUGAUAAUCAGACAAUGACCUGGCGCAGUGCCUCCAUCAGCCUUCACCACGACGGAGAAGUCUGCUCUUUCUAUGUGUGUAAAUAUGAAUAACCUGUUAGCAAGUCUGUUUGCAGGAUUCGUGUUGGGGGAAUUUCUCGCUCGCUGGUGAUAGUUGGAAAUGGUCUUAGAUUGGGGCUUAAACACCUGAAUUAAAAAAAAAUAUUUAUCUGGAAAUAUCACUUUAUUUCUGUUUUACUUAAAAUUAUAGCUUUAGGCCAAAUCUGUUGCUGACAACAGUGGUUGCUUAUCAGGCUGGCAGUUAUACUGUAAGGUAAUGUAUCUUCUGUAAUCUUUCUUGUAAGAAAAUAUUUUAUGCCCGAUUCUGGGCAUUUAUGUCAUGUAUUAGCUGACACGGUGAAAGUACCACCGGAGAGAAUGGAUGUCUAACAGCGGCUUGGGAAUCGUUUUUAAUUGUUUUGUGUUUUUCUGUUUACUCUUCAUUUUGUCUGAGAGCUUUUUCUUUUUUUUUUUUUCCGUCCCAUCGGUUUCCUUUUGUUUUAAUUGUCCAUAAAAUACACCGAGUCAGCUGAGUGUGUCACGAACCGGAUUCCACACAGUUCACGCCGCAAGUGUCUGUCUGAAUUCUGUUGUUCUGUUUACUUUUUAAAACAUUUGAAAUGGGUCCCUUCACAUUAACGGUGUUUGUAUCAAAACCCUUUGGCUGCAUGGAUUGUUCUGGGCUGGAGAAUACCACUGUUUGUUUGUGCCUCGAUACACUGUCACUGGUUAUUAACGUGUUUCUAUGUGGUGAACAGCAUUGUAUUACUGAUGCUAAAGUUUUCAUUUUAUGAUCAAUUUUUUUCUAGUCUAAGUCCAUCCGUAGUCAAUGGAAUGGUUAGCUUUAGAAGCCCCUCGACGGUAAUUGAACCUUAAUGCAUUUAUCCUGGCAUUUCAGUCUGAGGAAAGAGUAGUGCAAUAUAUUUUUCUAUUGAAUAUCAAUGUUCUUGCAUUUAGCUGAUGCAUGUGGCCCAGCCGCUGGGGGGGAGGGGGGAGGGGGGGUUUGGUCUACUUCAUUAAGAAGCUUAUGUUACAAGUUGUGUCGAUGAGUUUUCUUGGAGUGAGUGAGAUUGAUGAUGAAUGAACUCUACUGAACCAUGGGUGUCCCAGGCCUGGUUGAUUUGUAUCACUUUAACAAAAGCCGUCUUGUGUCACGUGAAGUCGACUUCAUACACAUGCAAAGGUGCUUCUUUUUGAAAUCAUGUUUUGGAAAUGUAGAUUUUAUUUUGUAUCAUAUUGUACUUUUUUUUUUUUCUCCUUUGGCGCUCUGUUUUUUUGUUUUUGUUUUUUAAUGAUGUCAUUUUUUCAGGAUUUUUAUUUCCACAUUAAUUUUGGCUUUUUUUUUCCAUGUAAUGUUGUGUUUCCUCAUUGUGCUGAAAAAAGCAAAAACUGUCUUUUAUGUGUUUAACAAAUGUUGAACCACAUGGGGAAAAAAAGUUCUUCUAAAAAAAAAUAUCUGUAAGAGUGUUUGUCAAAUACUCAGGCUUAAGAUGGGAAAGUAACGUGUGUAUAGUCUCAACUAAUGACUAAGUUGUCUCGGGCAAAUACAAUAAAUUAAUGAUAAAGAACGCGUUUCAUGACC
This is a messenger RNA of Cynoglossus semilaevis (tongue sole), 3413 nucleotides long. RefSeq names its product activating transcription factor 7b (gene atf7b). Gene Ontology annotation, molecular function: DNA binding; DNA-binding transcription factor activity. Gene Ontology annotation, biological process: regulation of DNA-templated transcription. Bases 189 to 1664 code for a protein of 491 amino acids. The record is from RefSeq and is a predicted model, not a curated record. The transcript has 12 exons. NCBI's taxonomy places the organism in Eukaryota, Metazoa, Chordata, Actinopteri, Pleuronectiformes, Cynoglossidae.